AUGACCGGUAUCCCGUGUCCCCGCAGGCUGGCCCGGCGCUCCAAGUCCGCCCUGCUGAUCGCCGCCUUGGCCGUGCUGCUGGUCCAGACACUCAUCGUGUGGAACUUCAGCAGCCUGGACUCCGCAGGCGGCGGGGACGGAGGCGCCAGGAGCCGGGAGAAGAGAGAGGAGCGAGCCGGGGGGCUCAACAAAGCAGACAAGGAGCACCCGCGGAGGGGGCUGCAAAAGAAGGGCGAACUGCCGCCGCUCGGGAAGGCGGCCGUACAGCACAAGCUGCAGGCGGAUGCCUACCAUUCCCACCGUCCCAAAGAGAAACUCCGCCUGGACAGCAACAACAAUGAGAACUCAGUCCCUAAAGACUUUGACACCAUCGACAGCAACAGCAACAGCAACCUGGGAGCCCGACGGCAGCGAUUUCCACUCGCUAACUCCAAGCGCAAGCUGGACAAGGCCCAAGCACAGAGCAUGCUGGGAAAACCUGCAAACGAGGUCCACAAGUUCCCUCCGGUGCAACCCAGAGGGGUGGGGCCCCAUAACAAUGGCACCCACGUCCGUAAACCCCACCCCCAGGUUCCAACGGUCCCAAUAGCGGUGCAGGGGUCCGAUCAGUUUCACACGGCAAAGACGUCCUCUACGCUGCCACCGCCCGGCGUGGUGGUGAAGAAGGAGCAGCCGCAGUGCGAGAUCAGCGGGAAGGAAGCCAUUUCUGCUCUGUCCCGGGCCAAGAGCCGCGAGUGUCGGCAGCAGAUAGUGGAGAUCUACUGCAAACACAAAAACAAAGCCCUGAUGCCGGAGACAGUGCCUCGCUACUGCCCCAUAGAAGGUAAGGCCAAUGUGAACGUACAGUGGGACGAGGACCCCUCGGGGUCCGCCCAGCUGGUCCCGGCCCGGAUGGCCUUCGUCCUGGUGGUCCACGGCCGGUCCUCACGUCAGUUCCAGCGACUCUUCAAAGCCAUCUACCACACCUCGCACUACUACUACAUCCAUGUGGACCAGAGGUCCAACUAUCUCUACAAAGAGGUCCUGUCUCUGGCCGGACAGUAUCCUAACGUCCGGGUGACUCCCUGGCGGAUGUCCACCAUCUGGGGCGGGGCCAGCCUGCUGACUAUGUACCUGCGCAGCAUGGAGGACCUUCUCAAAAUGUCCGACUGGUCCUGGGACUUCUUCAUCAACCUCAGCGCCGCAGACUACCCCAUCAGGACCAACGAGCUGCUGGUGGCGUUCCUGUCCAAGUACCGCAACAUGAACUUCAUCAAAUCUCACGGCAGAGACAACGCACGAUUCAUUCGUAAGCAGGGUCUGGACCGUCUGUUCCUCGAGUGUGACACGCACAUGUGGCGUCUCGGGGACCGUAAGAUCCCAGAGGGCAUUGCGGUGGACGGAGGCUCUGAUUGGUUCCUGCUGAACCGGCCCUUCGUGGACUACGUGGUGAACUCCAGAGACGAGCUGGUCAGCAGCAUGAAGAGCUUCUACGCCUACACACUGCUGCCUGCUGAGUCGUUUUUCCACACGGUUCUGGAGAACAGCGCCCACUGUGAGACGAUGGUGGACAACAACCUGAGGCUCACCAACUGGAACCGCAAGCUGGGAUGUAAAUGUCAGUACAAACACAUCGUGGACUGGUGCGGCUGCUCGCCCAACAACUUCAAGACCUCUGACCUGCCGCGCUUCCAGCAAGCGUCGAGACCCACCUUCUUCGCCAGGAAGUUUGAGGCCAGCGUGAGCCAGGAGAUCAUCAACCAGCUGGACUCCUACCUAUUUGGAUCUCACCCCUCGGGGACCCCGGGGCUCCAGGCCUACUGGGAAAACAUCUAUGAGCAUGAGACGGACGGCCCCGCCAGCCUAUCAGACUCCACGCUCAGCCACUACCACGCCUUUGCUCGUAUGGGACUGUCCCGCGCCGCCAGCUUGCUGCAGGGACACCCCAAUGACAACAGCUGCAGGUUCAUGUCCACGAGCCACCCCGUAUCCGUCCACCUCUACUUCCUGUCAGACAAGUUCCAGGGCUACCUGCUGCGCCACGUGGCCACCAACCGAGCCUCCGCCCAGCUGGAGAGCCUGGAGACCUGGGUGACCUCCAAAGACCACUACACCCCCGCCAGCCCCCCCCAACCCAACAACAGGCUGCAGCACGUCCAGGUGGGGGCGGACUGGGACCCUAAGGAGCGUAUCUUCAGGAACUGGGGGGGUCUGCUGGGCCCCAGGGACGAGCCGGUUGCCGUGCAGCGCUGGAGCCGCAGCCAGAGCAACCUGACGGCCACCGUGGUGUGGAUCGACCCCACCAACGUCAUCGCCGCCACCUACGACAUCCUGGUGGACGCCUCCGCCGAGGUCACGCACUACCGGCCGCCCCUCAGCCCCCCGCUGAGGCCCGGCCUGUGGACCCUCAGGGUGCUGCACCACUGGAACCUGCUGGGCCAGACCAGCUUCAUCAUGGCCCCGCUCGAGUUCCACCGGCAGCAGCCCAUACAGCAAGAGGACACCCUGCGGCUGCACAGCGGCCCGCCCAAGAACUCCUACAUGGAGCAGAGCUUCCACGGCCUGAACCCCGUGCUGCGGCUGCCGGUGAGUCUGGGGGCAGUGGAGGAGGCGGAGGCCAACGCCGGCCUGACGGGGGCGCCGCUGCGUCGCUGGCUGGACCGCCUGCUGGAGGGCCACUGGUCGGCCGCGGACGUCUGUUCCAUGGGCCCCAGCGUGUGUCCCAUCAUGCAGCGCUGCAAGCUCACCCCCUGGAGCUCCGCCAGCCCCGACCCAAAGUCUGAGCUCAGCCCCCCCAGAGAGGACGGGAGGAUCAGGUAGCAGACGUACGGACUGAGGGAGGACACAAGGAACACAUGAAGGAAGACACACGUCCUGUCUGAUAUUUAUUUAUUUAAAAGUGUGUGUAACGUUACAGUGAAAGGGAUUAAUGAAACUCUGGAGGCAGCGACGGGUAGAAGAGAGGAAACAUCUCCUUCAGUCCUCAGUCAGUCUGCUGCUCUCAUUGUUGCUUGGGACAUCAUGCUGUGUGCGAGUGUGUGGGUGUGAAUAAGUGUGUGUGGACGCGGUGUGUCAGAAGAACUCUAUACCUCCUGAUGUGAGCGUUUCCCUGGGGGAAGGUAGGCAGGUGUUACAUGUUCAGAUGCUGAAAUAUAAAACAGUUGGUCCUUGUAGACCAAUUCAUACUUUCUGUGUCCAUGAAGGUCCCGAGCCCCCUGGAAGAGCGCCUGGCUUUGAGCUCAUUUGUAUCUUGGCCAAGCGGUGGAAUUAUAACUUUCCUGUCUCAAGAUGACGUACAGCACACCUCUAGCUGGAAGAAACAGGAAAAAAUGAGCAAGCAAUAGAAAUAUGUCAUAUUUAUUUUGUAUUAUUUAUUUGGUGCCAAAAUGACCAUUUAAUUCAAAAGUGUUCAAAACAAAGAACUGUCUGAAUCCUUCAGUCAGCGUAUUUUAUUGGACUUUACACACGUUUUAAGUCAGUGGCUAAUAUUUCAUAUGCUGGAAUUUGCUUUGACAAAAACAUUUGCCUUGGUUGUGCGGUGUCUAACGGUUACAACAUUUUGUAUAAUUGGUCUCAAAAAAAACAAAUGGUAUCAGUUAUAAUGAAAUGAUUGGAUGGAAAACAUGUAAUGAUAUACCUAUCAGCAGUAAACAGAGCACAAGUUAAGCCUUGGAAGGGAAUAUAUGUCUGAACACAGAGCCAAAAAGGUACAUAUAAAAUAAGUUAGAUAAAUUGAUAAUUGAAUGUGAUAAGAAGAGAUUUGUUCCACAAUUAAUAUUCCUGUAUUCAGAAUAUCAGAUUGCAGUACUCUGGAAAGUUAAUGGGCAAAAGCUAAUUCUCGAAACAUUUUUGGUUCCUUCCAUACUAAAAAAAAAGAUAUACCCAUGCAUAAAGUAUUUCGCUGAGAGUUGAGUUUGAGUGUAGUGCGGGGGAGAGGAGACCACCAACACAGGUUUUGCACCUUUAGAUUUCCAUGCUGCUCUGUGAUGGACAUUGUGCCAAGACGUUAAAUAUUCAUAGGGUUGCACCAGUUAGGAUGAAGGUUACACUGUGUGGCUUUUAAGAGCAGUGACGCAUAAGAGGCUUAUGUAAACAACAGCUUUAGUAACGGUUUUUUAAAGACUUGGCUAAUAUUUUCAGUUUUAGUCAGAGACACUGAACAUAAACAAUACUGUUAGUGAAAACAAAUCUGAAAGGUUGGUUAACUGGAUUAAAUGUCAGUUCAGUCUCAUUCGAUAGAGUUUGGAAUUGUAGCUACAUAAGAUUUUAUUUAUUAAUCUUCAGUUUUUUUAUGGAUUACACAAACUACGUUUAAAAAAUAAUUCAGCUUUAGAUGAGCCAGGCUAGCCUUUCCCACCUGCUUUCAGUCUUUAUGAUAAGAUGAUCAUAUUUUUUUGUUAAUUUACAGCAAGAAAGGGAAUAAAUGUUCUCCUGAAAAUGUCCAAAUAUUACUUUUCAACCCCACCCUACAUAUGUUACUUGUGUUACCAAAUAACAACUAACAAAGCUUGAUCCUCGCUGGUGCAAUCCAUCUUUUGUUUGAUACUAUAAAAACUGAUAUUUACUAUUUUUUGAUAAAUCAUUUCAAUGUGUGUACUAGUAGUUGCCAUGUGACUAUUAUUGGGACCAAAACUGGGGAGGAGUGUUUUUGUUUUGUUUUAACCAUGAGAGUGAAGCUGAGAAUGAUUGUUGUUCUGUGACAGUCAGCACUUUACGUAUAGCAUAUAAUGGUCACAAAAAGGAUUGUGACUAUUAUAUAUAAAUUAUUAUUUGAAAUGGACGCCUGGUGCAGAUGUUACCAGAUGUUAUGUUUCAGCACAGUGUUGGUGGGUGUAGCCCUGAAAGAGCCAUCUUCUGUUAAAUAUAUCAGACAUUUACUGCCACUAGAUUAAGGGUUCAAAUGACAGCAACAGGUACGAUCUGGUUAUGUUUUUAACCUUUGGAUUUCUGAAAUAGACGGAGGACAUUUCCCUUGUUGUGAAUCCUUUACUUUUAUUAUGUAAAAAGCAUAAUAUAAAAAAAAUAGGUUCACCUGUAAGGGAGAUUAUUAGGAAAGAUAAUAUGCGAGAAUGAGGGCAAGAGCACCAAUAAAUAACUGAAAUUACUAAAUAAAAACAGUAUUUUGCUUAACAUUCAAGACGGUAGCCUAACUUUGAAAUAGUUCUUUAUGGUUUUGUGUCAACAAAAUACUAAGAUUUAUUCAUGAAAAACCCUAUUGCUGAAUUAAAUCUGUAUUUAUUUCGGUUCUGGGACAAAAGCUGUAAAAUAAAGCGGGCUCUUAUUUUGAAAUGUAGCAUGAGGGGUAUAUAGGUCUAAAGGAGAUGUUCACCACAAAGACGUGAAAAAACCAUAACCAGGUAGAAAACAUAUGACUAUUUUAUUUAGUAAACAUGUUUUUAGUUAAUCCAACAGUCAUUUGGUUUAAAUGUCGCAUCAUUCGAUUCACACAAAAUCUUCGGUUUUAAAUAAAUUUCUUAUGGACAGAGUUUUCAGAAUUAUUUUUUUGUAAAAUGUAAACAUUAUUUAUUAAUUAACACACACAUACAAUAAUUUUGCCUUUAUGCUUCAUUUUUGCAUCAUGUCAGUCUCAGAGAAAGUCCUAAAAAGACAUUUUCUUUUCUUUGCUGCACAAUGUUAAUUUGAAUAUUAAGAGCCAUUUUAUGUCCGAUAUGUACUUUCAUAUAACGAGUGAGUCGAUGUAAUUCAGUAUUUUGUAAAAUACUCUGACGGUGUACAGUUUCUAAGUUAAGAUGAUGAUGGUGCCACAGAAGUCAUGUGACUGUUUAUAAGAAUUUUUAAAUGUUGAUAGUUUUCAGAUUCUGUAAUUAUUAUUUCAUACGUUUUUCUCACACUUAAAUUCAGUUUAUUUCUUUUAUUUACAGUACAACCCUUUUUAACGCAAGUGCCAUUUUUGUCUGAUGUGUUUUUUUUCUCUCUCUCUCUCUCUCUCUCUCUCUCUCUCUCUCUCAGUGGGAGUAGUGCUGUGCCUUAGAUGUUAUCAUGUUUUAGGAAAUGGUCUCUGAAAGCAUCAAAAACUCUAAAUGUCCAAAAGCCAAAAAAAAGUAGUAAGAAUUUCUGUGAAUGCCUUAUACAUGACCUUAGCGAUUUUGAAGUACAUUUUUUGAAAAUAAAACUGAUCUCCCUUUA
Molecule: messenger RNA, 6126 nt
Organism: Gymnodraco acuticeps
Lineage: Eukaryota; Metazoa; Chordata; Actinopteri; Perciformes; Bathydraconidae
Product: xylosyltransferase 1-like
Exons: 11
Coding region: 1-2799 (932 amino acids)
Biological process (GO): heparan sulfate proteoglycan biosynthetic process; chondroitin sulfate proteoglycan biosynthetic process
Cellular component (GO): membrane
Molecular function (GO): protein xylosyltransferase activity
Source: RefSeq, a predicted model, not a curated record